Messenger RNA from Olea europaea var. sylvestris, 1182 nucleotides. RefSeq names its product aquaporin PIP1-1-like. Gene Ontology annotation, cellular component: plasmodesma; plasma membrane; vacuole. The transcript has 4 exons. The coding region runs from base 96 to 953 and encodes 285 amino acids. The record is from RefSeq and is a predicted model, not a curated record. Gene Ontology annotation, molecular function: water channel activity. NCBI's taxonomy places the organism in Eukaryota, Viridiplantae, Streptophyta, Magnoliopsida, Lamiales, Oleaceae. Gene Ontology annotation, biological process: transmembrane transport; response to water deprivation.
CCACUCUUUCACUAAUAAAACCCAUAAUCUUUUCCAAAUUUUUCUUGCCAUUUUUGCAGAGUUCUAGAGAGAGAAAGCAAGAGUUUCAAAGAGAGAUGGAGGGUAAAGAGGAGGAUGUAAGGCUAGGAGCCAACAAAUUCACAGAGAGGCAGCCAUUGGGUACCUCAGCACAGAGCAAGGACUACAAGGAGCCACCUCCAGCUCCACUUUUUGAGCCUGGUGAACUCCAAUCAUGGUCCUUUUGGAGGGCUGGGAUUGCUGAGUUUAUGGCCACUUUCUUGUUCCUUUAUAUCACGAUCUUGACUGUAAUGGGUGUGAGCAGGUCUAACAGUAAGUGUACUUCUGUGGGUAUUCAGGGCAUUGCUUGGGCCUUUGGUGGCAUGAUUUUUGCCCUUGUCUACUGCACUGCCGGCAUCUCAGGUGGACACAUAAAUCCUGCAGUAACAUUUGGUCUAUUCGUAGCAAGGAAAUUGUCUCUGACCAGGGCAAUUUUCUACAUUGUGAUGCAAUGCCUUGGCGCAAUCUGCGGCGCGGGUGUCGUAAAGGGCUUCGGGCCUUCUUUUUACAAGGCUAACGGUGGUGGUGCUAAUGUUGUUGCCCAUGGUUACACUAAGGGUGAUGGACUUGGUGCUGAGAUUAUUGGCACCUUUGUUCUUGUUUACACUGUCUUCUCUGCUACUGAUGCCAAGAGAAAUGCCAGAGACUCGCAUGUCCCUAUUUUAGCUCCACUCCCAAUUGGGUUUGCCGUCUUUUUGGUUCACUUGGCAACAAUCCCCAUCACUGGAACCGGUAUCAACCCAGCCCGAAGCCUUGGUGCUGCCAUCAUUUACAACAAAGAUCACGCUUGGGACGACCAUUGGAUCUUUUGGGUCGGACCUUUCAUCGGAGCUGCACUCGCUGCCCUUUACCACCAGGUUAUCAUUAGAGCUAUCCCAUUCAAGAGUGGCAACUGAAGAGGAUUCCUGUUUGGCUUAGUUUCAAAAUUGCAAAUUUAUUGCCAUCGUCUAGAAUUGUGUUUAUUGUAGUCAGUAAUUUUAUAUGUGGAUUUGAAGAAUUUAAGGAGACAGUUUGUUGGUUUUAUGUAACAAAUACUGGAUGAAUUGGUUUGUGGCAAUGUGAUCUCUUUGUUGCUUAACUUGAAAUAUAUGUAACAUAACAUUCUUAAAUGAUUCUCUUUCCGUA